AUGCAAAAGACCGCAGCGAAAGUUAGCGUCACAACCACUAAAGUUAGUCUCACAGGACUUUCGUCGGCUCAUGACGCAGUGAUGGUCCAUUCGGCCCCCGUGGAUGAGGGAAUGGCGACCGUUGCAGGCUGCAUGUAUGAAGGUGAUAAGGCGAUUACAGCGUUCGAUUUGAUCUCGAGCUUUGAAACAUCAGGCUUCCAAGCGACGCACCUCGGUAGAGCAGCUCGAAUAAUCAAGAACAUGCUAUCCUGGAGAUUGGUGCAAGAGGACCUCACGGACGAGGAGCAAAACGAGCUGCAUGCUGACGGCUGGAAACCCCCAUUCUCCUGGGCGGUCCCAGAA
This is a messenger RNA of Gregarina niphandrodes, 342 nucleotides long. RefSeq names its product putative deoxyhypusine synthase. NCBI's taxonomy places the organism in Eukaryota, Apicomplexa, Conoidasida, Eugregarinorida, Gregarinidae. Gene Ontology annotation, cellular component: cytoplasm. The annotation marks the transcript as partial. The record is from RefSeq and is a predicted model, not a curated record. The transcript has a single exon. Gene Ontology annotation, biological process: peptidyl-hypusine biosynthetic process. Gene Ontology annotation, molecular function: deoxyhypusine synthase activity.